This is a messenger RNA of Apaloderma vittatum (bar-tailed trogon), 1302 nucleotides long. It is a transcript of the gene PLAU, whose product is annotated as plasminogen activator, urokinase. Gene Ontology annotation, molecular function: serine-type endopeptidase activity. Gene Ontology annotation, biological process: plasminogen activation; regulation of cell adhesion mediated by integrin. The record is from RefSeq and is a predicted model, not a curated record. The transcript has 10 exons. Bases 1 to 1302 code for a protein of 433 amino acids. Lineage: Eukaryota; Metazoa; Chordata; Aves; Trogoniformes; Trogonidae.
AUGAAGUUACUCAUCUUCCUCACAAUAAUCCUGGGCACACUUGUCACAGGAUUAGAUUCUGUCUAUAGCAAGUGGUACUACAAGCUGCAAUAUAAACCCAGAUCAGACCACAAGGAAUGCCAUUGUUUGAAUGGAGGAACCUGCAUUCACUAUUACAUCUAUAGUGGACGUAGUUACUGCAUAUGCCCAGAAGGGUACGCCGGGACUCACUGUGACAUAGACCUUGACAGUGUAUGCUAUACUGAGAAUGGGGAGGACUAUAGAGGAAUGGCAACAGAAGACGAAUGCCUGCCGUGGGACCUUCCCUCUGUGGUCAGGAGGGCUCGUUACCAUGCUCACAGGAGGGAUGCUUUGCAGCUCGGACUGGGCAAACACAGCUACUGCAGAAACCCAAAUGGAAGUAACAGGCCCUGGUGUUACACAAAAAAGGGAUCUACCAUUCGAGAAACGCCCUGCAACAUAGAAAAGUGUGGGCCUGCGUGUGGACAAAGGAGCAUCAGCAAGUACUUCAAGAUUGUUGGUGGAAGCCAGGCAGAGGUUGAGUCUCAGCCAUGGGUAGCUGGCAUCUUCCAAAACGUAAGGGGCGUUGACCAUUUUCUGUGCGGUGGCAGCCUCAUUGACCCUUGCUGGGUGCUUACAGCAGCGCACUGUUUUCAUAGCCCGUCAAAAAGAACACCACCCAAAUCUGUCUACAAAGUCUUCCUUGGAAAAUCCAUACUGAAUGUUACUGAUGAUAAGGAACAAGUCUUCAUGGUUGAUGACAUCAUCUCUCACCCUCACUUUACAGAUGACACAGGUGGCAAUGACAAUGAUAUUGCUUUGAUAAGGAUAAGAACAACUUCUGGACAGUGUGCAGUAGAAUCCAAAUAUGUCAGAACAGUCUGCUUGCCAGCGAAGAACCUUGACUUGCAAGAUAAUACUCGGUGUGAAAUAGCUGGCUAUGGAAAACAAGAUUUUUAUGACAUCUACUAUGCUCAAAGACUGAUGUCAGCCACUGUAAACUUGAUAUCACAGACAAAAUGCAAACAUGAAUACUAUGACAGUAUCAGAGUUACUGACAACAUGGUCUGUGCUGGAGAUCCCACAUGGAUGACUGAUGCAUGCAAGGGGGAUUCCGGUGGCCCCAUGGUCUGCGAGCACAAUGGCAGAAUGACGCUGUAUGGAAUUGUCAGCUGGGGAGAUGGCUGUGCAGAGGAAAACAAGCCUGGUGUUUACACCAGAGUUACUCGAUACCUUGACUGGAUUGACUCCAGUAUGAAUGCGAUAACUGCCAAGAGUCAUUUUCGUCCUGAACCAAAGUGA